CUCGGAUUUAUUCCAGUAACUUUCUUAGCAAGAGUUUGCGAGCGGUCCUCUCAUCAUGCGUCUUCUGCGGCUCGAAGAGGACGGUGAGUUCAGCCUGAUUGAACAUGUUGGCAAGAAUAUUCCGCCAUAUGCAAUUCUUUCGCAUACUUGGGGAGAGGAUCACGAGGAGGUUACUUUCAAAGACUUGAAGAAAGGUAUAGGCAAGAGUAAGCCUGGAUAUUGCAAGCUUGCCUUUUGCAGAAAACAAGCGGCAAAAGACAACCUCCAGUAUUUCUGGGUGGACACCUGCUCUAUUGACAAGUCAAGUAGCGCGGAGCUUUCAGAAGCCAUCAACUCCAUGUUUCGCUGGUACUAUGAAUCAGCCAAAUGUUACGUAUAUCUCUCCGAUGUCUCAACCAGUGGGUUCGCCAACAACGACCAAUCUUUCCAGAAGAGCAGAUGGUUUACCCGAGGGUGGACACUGCAAGAGCUCCUUGCUCCCACAGCUGUUGAGUUCUUCUCUAUGGAAGGCGAUCUACUUGGUGACAAAGGUUCACUUGUGCAAGAAAUUUCCAACACUACAGGCAUAUCGGUUAAAGCCCUCCAAGGAAGCUCUUUGUCCCAUUUCAGCAUCAACGAACGGAUGUCAUGGACAAGAAGACGAGAGACGAGACGCGAAGAGGAUAUGGCCUACUCUUUGCUGGGCAUAUUCAACAUUCAUAUGCCACUAAUUUAUGGCGAAGGUCAAGAGAAGGCGAUGAAACGGCUUCAGAAAGAGAUAAGAGAGUCUUCCACAAACCAAUCGCUUGUUUCAUCCCCGUCACCUUUAACAAACCCAUCAAACCAAAAACCGAAACCAUCUUCAAAUGUGCCCUUUAACAGAGACCGCGACUUCAUGGACCGCCCCAACAUCUUAACUUGGAUUAGCGAAAAGUGCACAGGGCAGUCCAGUCGCGCCGCACUUGUGGGUCUUGGUGGCGUAGGGAAGUCACAGAUCGCAAUUCAGUACUGUUACAAUGUCCAGGACGUAUCGCCACAAACCUGGGUAUUCUGGGUGCAUGCAAGCACGCAAGCGAGGUUUGAGGAAGGUUACCGCAGAAUUGCUGAGGCUGCAAAGAUAGAUGGCUGGGACAAUCCAAAAGCAGAUGUUCUACGGCUCGUCCGCAGCUGGCUGUGCGACAAGUCGAACGGGCGGUGGAUGAUGGUAGUCGACAGUGCUGAUGACUUGAGUGUAUUCUUCCCUCCGGCUCACGGAACACUGGUCACCGGAGCUACAAAUCUAAGCCAGUCGGCGGAGCCGCUGUCGGAUUUCCUACCGCAAUCCGCAAACGGGUCAAUUCUCGUAACUUCCCGGAGUCGAGACGUAGCUUUUAGAUUAACGGGGAGUCAGAACUCCAUCAUAGAGAUCAAGCCAUUGGAGAAGGAUGAUGCGCUGGCUCUUCUCCGGAAGAAGCUUGGCUUCGAUACCGAUGAUCGCGAUGUGACUGAGUUGCUACAAACCCUCGAUUACAUGCCCCUCGCCAUAACUCAGGCAGCAGCCUACAUUGUGCAGAGAGCGCCGCGUAUGACUGUCUCGAGAUAUUUGGACGAGGUUCGCAGAAGCGACCAUGAUCGAGCGCGUCUACUAAAGAAGGACGUAGGAGACAGUCGGAGAGACGGCAGAGCAUCCAACUCAAUCAUCGCGACUUGGCAGAUAUCGUUCGAAUAUAUCCGGAAAGAGUCACCGACGGCCGCUCGGCUUCUAUCGCUGAUGAGUCUCCUCGACUGCCAAGGCAUUCCGGAAUUGCUUCUUCGAGGCAGAUACCAGCCGGCCGCCGACUUAGAGGCUGACUUUGACGACGAUAUCCAUACACUUACCAGCUAUUCCCUAGUUGGGAUGAGCGCCAACGGAAGCGAGUUCGAGAUGCAUCGCCUGGUGCAAUUCUCAACAAAGAAGUGGCUAGAAUUGUAUAAUGAGCUAGAGGACUGGAAGAGAACGUAUGUAAUGCUCAUGAAUGACAACUACCCGGUCGGGCGGCACGAGAACUGGACGGUGUGCCAAGCGCUAUUUCCACAUGCCCUAGCUGCUGUAGAGUACGAACCGAAGGGUGCAAAGGCACAAGAGGCAUGGGCGUCGGUGCUUUUUAAAGCGGCGUGGUAUGCAGGAGAGAUGGGACAGUAUGACAUAGCGCAGCGAAUGGGCUCUGCUGCUUUUAGAGCAAGGGAAAGUCUGUUAGGAGCCGAGCAUCCAGAUACGCUCAGCAGCCUUAAUAACCUUGGGCUAGUCUUAGACUGGCAAGGGAGGUAUGGUGAAGCUUGUGCAAUCCACCAACGUGGGCUGGAAGCAAAAGGGAGAGUGCUUGGGGCUGAGCAUCCGGAUACCCUGACUAGCAUGGGCAACCUAGCGUCAACGUACCGGAACCAAGGGCGGUGGAAGGAAGCCGAAGGGCUAGAGGUGCAAGUGCUGGAUACAAGCCAAAGAGUGCUUGGGGAGGAGCAUCCGGAUACGCUGACCAGUAUGGCCAACCUGGCGUCAACAUACCGAAACCAAGGUCGGUGGAGGGAGGCCGAAGAGCUAGAGGUACAAGUGAUGGACACGAGAAAGAGGGUGCUUGGGGAGGAGCACCCAGAUACGCUGACUAGCAUGGCCAACCUAGCGUCAACGUACCGGAACCAAGGGUGGUGGAAGGAGGCUGAAGAGCUUCAAGAGGACGAACUAGAAAUAUGCUCAAGAGUGCUUGGGGAGGAGCAUCCAGACACGCUGACCAGUAUGGCCAACCUAGCGUCAACGUACCAAGACCAAGGUCGGUGGAAGGAGGCCGAAGAGCUAGGUAAACAAGCGGUGGACACAAGAAAGAGGGUGCUUGGGGAGGAGCAUCCAGACACCCUGACCAGCAUAGGUAACCUAGCGUCAACGUACCAGAACCAAGGGCGGUGGAAGGAAGCUGAAGAGCUAGAGGUGCAAGUGAUUGACAGGAGAAAGAAGGUGCUUGGGGAGGAGCAUCCAUACACCCUGGUUAGCAUAGCCAAUCUAGCGUCAACGUACCGGAACCAAGGACGGUGGAAGGGGGCUGAAGAGCUAGAGGUACAAGUGAUGGACACAAGAAGAAGGGUGCUUGGAAAGGAGCAUCCAGACACGCUAGCCAGUAUGGGGAACCUGGCGUUCACGUACUGGAAUCAAGGUCGAUGGAAGGAGGCCGAAGAGCUAGAGGUGCAAGUGGUGGACACAAGCUUAAGGGUGCUUGGGGAGGAGCAUCCAGAUACGCUGACCAGUAUGGCCAACCUAGCGUCAACGUACCAAAACCAGGGUCGGUGGAAUGAGGCCGAAGAGCUAGAAGUACGAGUGAUGGAUACAAGAAAGAGAGUACUUGGGGAGGAGCAUCCAGACAACCUGACUAGCAUGGCCAACCUAGCGUCAACAUACCACAAACAAGGGCGGUGGAAGGAGGCCGAAGAGCUAGAGGUGCAAGUGAUGAACAGGAAAAAGAGGGUGCUUGGGGAGGAGCAUCCAGACACCCUGACCAGUAUGGCCAAUCUAGCGUCAACGUACCGGAACCAAGGCCGGUGGAAGGAAGCCGAAGAGCUAGAGGUGCAAGCGAUGGACAGGAGAAAGAAGGUGCUUGGGGAGGAGCAUCCAGACACGCUAGCAAGCAUGAACAAUCUCGCAUUUACCUUGAAGUCCCAGGGCCGCAACGAUGAGGCUAUCUUGCUCAUGGAAAGAUUCCUCCCGCUAGGAAAGCAAAUAUUUGGCUCUCAGCAUCCUUACAUACUCUCAUCCCUUGAAGCUCUAACUAAAUGGCAAAUGGAGAAUUUAGAGAUUAAGCUUUGA
Molecule: messenger RNA, 3787 nt
Organism: Lindgomyces ingoldianus
Lineage: Eukaryota; Fungi; Ascomycota; Dothideomycetes; Pleosporales; Lindgomycetaceae
Product: TPR-like protein
Exons: 2
Coding region: 56-3787 (1243 amino acids)
Cellular component (GO): kinesin complex
Molecular function (GO): protein binding
Source: RefSeq, a predicted model, not a curated record